Messenger RNA from Coprinopsis cinerea okayama7#130, 378 nucleotides. RefSeq lists its product as hypothetical. NCBI's taxonomy places the organism in Eukaryota, Fungi, Basidiomycota, Agaricomycetes, Agaricales, Psathyrellaceae. The transcript has 2 exons. The record is from RefSeq and is a predicted model, not a curated record. Bases 1 to 378 code for a protein of 125 amino acids.
AUGACCACCACAUACACGACGACGACGUAUACGAACCCCGUCGCAGACCUUGAAGAGCGCGGGGAAGCAACUCAGUGCACCUGGGUUGUAGCACCACGAAACUAUUCGGUGCCUAAAGGCGCAAUUGAUCUGGGGCUCGAAUUUAACUACCUUUUUGGCCUCAAGCUCUCGAAGAACUAUCCGCACAGCGUUAUCAAGGGGGGAGAAAGCAAGAUCCGAGGUCCAGACCACGCCAACACGUACAUCGUCCAGCAGACGUGGGGGAUCGACGGUGUCCCAGGCACCGAGCUUGCCGCUGCUAUCGAACGCUGGACCGGAGAGGUUCUGCGCAGUCCUUCAACAAGAAUCGAAUGGGUCGUGAAGAGAGCGUCUUGCUGA